Manihot esculenta (cassava) is the source of this 3674-nucleotide messenger RNA. RefSeq names its product phytosulfokine receptor 1. Gene Ontology annotation, molecular function: protein binding. The coding region runs from base 234 to 2366 and encodes 710 amino acids. The record is from RefSeq and is a predicted model, not a curated record. Lineage: Eukaryota; Viridiplantae; Streptophyta; Magnoliopsida; Malpighiales; Euphorbiaceae. The transcript has a single exon.
CUCCAUGAUUGCCUUUACCUUAGCUGAAUCUAUGCUGAUUUGGCCACCAGCAACCAGUGUAAACUCCAAGAAUUCGCGUCGAACAUGUGAAUUACAAGAUAAGAAAAGUCUUGAAUGAACUAUUUUUUUCAAAGUUAAUGAUGCAAGCCACUUUAGGUCAAUAGAUAAUAAAACUACAAAACCAUGGAAGAUGAUACUAACAUAAUUUCAAUCUUAGCACUUUCCUCAAUAUAAUGAAGAUGGGGUUUGUAUACAUUUUCUUCUUCACCAUGUGCAUGAUCAGCUUCAAGGUCCCUAUCUCCAGAUGCCAGGAUAUAGCAUGCCAUUCAAAUGACCUCAGGGCCUUGAAAAGCUUCAGCAACCGCUUAAAAUCAGGGAUUAAUGGCUGGAACUUCUCCACAUCUAAUUGCUGCAAUUGGACAGGGGUCUCUUGUAACCAUUCCACCACUUCAAGUAAUAGGGUAACAGGGUUGGAACUUGGAAAGAAGAGAAUUCUGGGAGUAUUAUGUGAGACUUUGGGAGGUCUGGAUCAGCUGAGAAUCCUCAAUCUUUCUCAGAAUUUCCUUCAUGGAAUCGUUCCCACCAAAUUGUUUCAAUUGCAGAAUCUUGAGGUCCUUGACUUAAGCGACAAUGAUUUUGUUGGUUCAGUACCAGGAGGUAUACAUUUACCCUCAAUCAGGUAUUUUGACAUUUCAAAAAACAGUUUCAAUGGUUCUAGUGAUCCAACUUUUUGCAAAACCUCACUCCAUCUGCAAGUUCUUAAUCUUGCUAGCAAUGACUUCAGUGGUGAAGUUUCCACAAGUUUUGGAAGCUGUUCUUCUCUGCAGCAACUCUUUCUUAAUGGCAAUAAGCUCUCAGGAAGUUUUCCCUACAGCCUUUCGCAGCUGCAACAUCUCCAUAUAUUGCACCUUCAAAAUAAUCAGUUUUCUGGAGCUCUAAAUGAUGGAAUAGGUAACCUCUCUAACCUUGUAGAAUUGGAUAUCUCCAACAAUAUUUUCUCUGGAAAUCUUCCUGAUGUGUUUCAGAGGCUCAGACAGCUUGAACUUUUCGCUUCCAGCUCAAAUAGACUUAAUGGCCAUUUGCCAUAUUCACUGGUGAAUUCUCCAACUCUUCGAAUUCUUAAAUUGGGCAACAACACCAUGGAUGGACCAAUCAACAUCAAUUGUUCUGCAAUGAUUCAUCUGGCUUACUUGGAUAUUGGUAGUAACAAUUUCCAUGGACCAAUCCCUGAAAGUAUAUGCUCUUGUCAAAACUUGAGUGUUUUGAAUCUUGGCAGAAACAAACUCGGUGGAGAGGUUCCUUACAAGUUCAAGAAUCUCCAGGCCCUGACGUACCUGUCACUCUCAAAUACUAGCCUCACAAACAUAUCAGCAGCACUUGGAAUUCUUCAACAAUGCACAAACUUGACUACUCUGGUCUUGACUCGAAAUUUUCGAGAUGAACAAAUGCCCAGCGAUGCGAAUUUUCAAUUUAAAAAUCUCAGGGUAUUUAUUAUUGCCAAUUGUCAACUUAGAGGUUCAAUUCCAUUAUGGUUGGAGGGUCACAAAAUGCUGCAGUUGCUAGAUCUAUCUUGGAAUCACUUGGGUGGAAAUAUCCCACUCUGGAUAGGCAAUUUCAGUAGUCUCUUUUACUUGGAUUUGUCCGACAACUCGUUUAUUGGUGAAAUACCAACAAGCUUGACAGGACUACAAACCCUAACCGACACGAAUAUCUUAACUGAUGGAAAUGCCCUCAGCAUUCCUCUGUAUAAGAAAACUGAGGCAUCUAGUAGGACUUUUCAGUAUAACAAAAUCAGGAGCCUUCAGCCAACUUUGGAUCUAAGUUCCAACAAGCUGACCGGACCAAUCUGGCCAAGUUUUGGGAACUUGAAAGGACUUCAUGUUUUAAACCUAAAAAAUAACGACCUUUCCGGGCCAAUUUCAGAUGGUUUAUCUAGAAUGUCAAGUCUAGAAAUUUUGGAUUUGUCUCAUAACAAACUAUUCGGAGAAAUACCCACUUCUUUGGUAAAGCUCAGCUUUCUAUCCAAGUUCAGUGUAGCAGACAAUCAAAUUUAUGGGGAAAUCCCAACAGGAGGCCAGUUCUUGACAUUUCCAUGUUCAAGCUUUGAGGGGAACAGCGAUCUAUAUGGUGGUGGGGCUUUUAGUUCAUGUCAACUUGCCCAACAUCCUCCUCCUCCACCACCUCCUCUUGCUACCCAGCCUCCCAUUGAAAAAAUGAAUAUUAUGGGUUUGCAGUUUGGGCUAGGAGCUACUACUGGCUUUGUCCUCACUGUUACAUUUGUCUUCAUGUCUGGCUGGGUGAUACCAAAGCCAAAGGCAAGAAUAAGGGAGACUAUGGCUAUGAGAACUACCAUCAGACACAGGUAGAAGUUUUGAUCCUGCAUAUCUAAGUUGCAGUCUGAGGUGACAGAAUUGCUCACGUUGGUUGCAGUGUUCAGUCUUUAGUCCUUGGAUCUCUUUGUAAUCAUGAAGAAUAGAAUGAAAAAUGCACUCAAUGUCUAAAUAUGUUUGAAGUUUGCGUUAUUGAAAAGUUUGCAUAUCUAAUGAGAACACUUACAUGAACCUUAUAAUAGAAUGUGAAAAUCCACAAGAAUCGCAAGAAAGGAAGCAACAGAAAAUGGAGGCGAUAAUUGGCAAUAACUCACUCAGAAUGUUUAAAGCUCAGGAAGCAAAAUUCCCAAGGCCUACAUUCUCAUCCAAAAGAAAGGCCAUGUGGUAGAAAUGAAUGCCUGCAGCAACAUUCUGAUAUAUCAGGUGAAUCAGGUUUAUACUAGUUAAAAUUUGCUCAAUCUGCAACUCCAUCACACAUAUAUCACCAAUGUAAUCUUUAUGGCCACAUCGCGAUGAUUCAUCUUCUGUGUUUAGCUUGAUAGAUACAAGGGAUCUGUUAAACCUUAAUCAGUAUCCAACCACGAAUCUAUAAUCAUGCAUCGUUAUCAUUCUUGUUAAACUGGAAACCUGAACCACUUAUAUGCACUAUGCUCUAUAAGCAUGUAAAUACACACUACAACCCCAUGCUUUUUUUUUUAUGCAAAAUUCAAAUACAGUUUUCUAGUCAUUUCUAAAAGUUGAACUUGGAAAUUUUAAAGGUUUUUUUUUCAGCUCUGCAAAGAUUUUCACAUUCAGGAUUUGAGGGAAACAAAUGUCUCUGAGGUGGAAACCCUAAUCUUGAUGACUGACAAAGUUGGAAGCUUUGCAUUUGUAGUCCAUAAGGAUUUGUUAAAGAGAAAUACCUCUUUCAGUUGAAAAGCUUAAUUUUACAUGAGAUCACCUAUUCAGCUUCCUUUGUUGACAUCGGUUGUCCAAAAUCUUUUAGGACACUAGCACUAGGCCCAACGUACUGUUGAAAGGCAAAAUGCCGAACACCUGGCGUGAUAGCAGAGUUGCAUAUAUAAACGAGCCACAUGGUAAGCUCUCUCCAUCACACAAAUAUACUUGCUACUCUAAAACAAUAAAUUUGGCUGUUGUUGACGCAACACCAACAUGAAUUAUAUCAUUAUGCAUAUUUGACUUGAAAAUUGAUGAAUGAACAGAACUUGAAAAUAGAAAUGAAAUUCACUCUUUGGUGGUUUAAAGACUCAAAAGUACAUUUAAAUAGAGCCAUUCUUGUAAUUCUAUAUCCCAGAAGGACCAGGUGCGAGUUUUGGGAUUAUUGGAAAUCUACAUCACUUUAAU